UACCUAGUCUAAUAUUACAAUAUAACAUGGGUCCACCGCUCCGCACAGUUCUAUCAGAAAGAUGGUGAACGCCUUUAUCAUACAUACUCUGCUACCGGGGCCGUGUCGUGUGUUGUAUCAACAAGUGUAUGAUGUUGAACAACGAGACACAACAGGAACGAAAUCAUCGGACAGUGAUUUGAGGUUUCUCCGUAAACAGAAAGUACAAGAAGUAGCUUCCGAGGUACAUUCGGAAUACCAGUUCCGGCGAGCCGUCAGUAGCCGGACGGUUGAGCAAGACAUGCAGCGACUUAGUAAUGAAGACACCUUACCGGAAAUGGAGCAGGGAUUUCUACGUCUACCGGAAAUGGACAAUAUGAUUGCCGUGUGGCAAGGCACCGGGAAUACAUGUUGUACUCUCGUUUGUUACGAGACCGAGAACCGGAUGUUGGCAGAAAACGUUCUGAAAAUUUUGAUAAGAUUUUUACAGGAACAUUUACGACUUUUACAUCAACCGAUUGAAGUGGCAAAUAAACCAGACAAGGUAGCUAUUGUGCUUAACCGGUUUUUACCGGGUGGUCAACUUCUUUUCAUGAACCACCGAAUGGUGAGACAAUUAGAAAAAGAAAUGGACACUCUUAUGAAAUUGUGAUAUGUUCAAAUUCGAUAGGUUAUGCACUGUGGGUGAUUAUUUUAAGUUAUUUAAAUUCGAUAUGUAUUACCUGUCCAAUCUGGCAAUUGAUUAUUCUGAUAUUCUAAUAUUUAUCCGAUAUUGUAUUUUUUUAUUUAAACAUAUUUUAUUACCUGAAAAUAACAACGGGAUUGGGUACAAGUUAUACAACUUAUACAAAUCCCUUUAUGUUUUAGAUUACAAUAAUAUUGUCAACACAGUUUAUAGAUGGCAGCCAUACGAAAUGAUAGAACUUUGGCGAGUUUAUAUAUAUCCGAUAUACAUCUGUGAUCAUUUUUUAUAAAAACUACAAAAUCAAACUUGUAUAUUCUGACACUGUGUCUAACCAGAGGAAUUAGUUGGAUCCCACAGGGUGUCGAAUUAGACAGGUUUCAACAUUUAUUGCGUAUUUGAUAUUGACAACAUUAAACUGAUUUUUAUGUAUAAAAUACUGUUACUGUUGAAAAGAUACAAAGUCAAUUUCAUGUUUUGUGUCAGACAAUUAAGUUUCCUUUUAAGCGGAUAACUAGAGUUUCAUUUUAGAUGCCGAAAUUAAAUUAGAAGUGCGGGAAAAGUCUUUAAUUUCAUGUGGUAUUAUUACAUGAAAUUUCUACACGAAUCCUAAUAUUGUUGUGAUGAAGUUAGUAUAUAAUUAUGUGUAAAUCGUUAAAAAUUACUUAAGAAAUAUUUUUUAGGUACAUAUUACCCUGGUGGCUGGUUGACACGUAGUUUGUUCACCUGGUGAAGCCCGAAGAGAUUAUGACGUAAAAGAGUCAUAUCACCCCACAAAUUGUUUAUUAAACUGGGCAAUAUUUUUGUGAAAUUAAAAUGAAAUUAAAAUAAUUACAAACAAGCAAAUAACCAAACGGAAAUAGGACAGGUGGUUUCUGGAAUUAUUACAGAUGAAGUUAAGGAUGUUAACUCCAUCGAAAAUAUGUGAGAGUGUUUCACCACGUGGGCACGUACUGGCAGGAAAUACAACGAGAACUUUAAUUUGAGCACGCGAUACUAAGAGAUUUGAGGAUUGGUUUAAUAGACAUGUGAUAUUAUGAACAAAUCGUUAACGACAAAACAAAGAAAGGGUAUAAUAUCACGUGGUAUUGCGCCGCGUAAAACUUAUAUAUAAGUCAUGGCACUUAUUUCAACGCUACGAAACUAAACCAAACCGUUCAAUCUGUAUGUUUACCCUAAAGAUAUUCAUCCGCGAUGGAAUUAAAAUCACUAUGCUUUUUACUGUGUUGUCAAUGAAACGAUAUCGACGGAACAGCCUUCCGAUAGUCUACAUUACCUUGAGGGAUUGAUGCAUCGUUGUAUUUGAAGCGGACUACCAAACAUAGUCUGGACAAAUAUGUAAUGGAGUCAUAACUAUUCUGUCAUAGUAAUAUGGACGUUUGGUUCAUAAAGUGGGGGCCGGAUUUAGUACGGAAUACACCUGCUGUUACCCAGAGCAUGAUUUGUAAGAGGCGACUAAUGAUGGA
Molecule: messenger RNA, 2127 nt
Organism: Mizuhopecten yessoensis (Yesso scallop)
Lineage: Eukaryota; Metazoa; Mollusca; Bivalvia; Pectinida; Pectinidae
Product: AP-5 complex subunit sigma-1-like
Exons: 2
Coding region: 62-631 (189 amino acids)
Biological process (GO): double-strand break repair via homologous recombination; endosomal transport
Cellular component (GO): AP-type membrane coat adaptor complex; late endosome; lysosome
Source: RefSeq, a predicted model, not a curated record